AUGCGGCCCUCGGUUUCUAAUUUGCCGGGAUCCGAAGGGCUCAGCCUUGCCCCUCACCGAGUGCCGAUCAAGACAUCAACGUCACGACGUAUUCCGCCUUUCGAAAGGCGUCCGGUGAGCACUGCCCUCAGCUCGCCCCUCGCAUGGGGCAGUCUCUCCGACUCGUUUACUCAUCUCUUUCCUCACAUGCCUUCACAUCACAAAGUUCCAACACCCGGAUCAGUGCCGACGUCGCCUUGGCGGUGCAACGAGCUUUCUGCGGACGGUCUUUCCUUUGUGGGGCCCGCGCGCGAAACGCCGAGCGACUCGUAAGUCCCAACACGGCGUGAUGCCGCCUCGCCCAUAGCUAAGCGCCACCAUGCUCACAUGCGCAGCACUUUGUCUGUUCAGUCCAACUGACCGAUAGAGUGGUUUUUGUGUUCUUGGGGCUGCAGUAAAACAGAGGACCAAUGGGUCAGAACGCAUCCACACUCCAAGCAGCGCCGACGACGGCUGGGUCGCCUUCACUGAGCAAGCACAAUGGGUUGCCGAGGGUCGAAUCCGGUUCGACCACACCAAAACACCCCGGGACUUCCACACCUACACCUCGAGCUCUGGGGAAGAGACUCGAAGUGUCCAGAUCAGUCGUCAAGAGGCAAGGUGCUCCCGAAUCUCUGCCCAACGGCCGACUGGUUGUCACACCCGAGGCGCGCUCCAAAUUGUCGCCGAUCACUUUAGACGGCCUGAACAAGGCGGCGCACGAAGGGCUCGAGAUAAAUAAGGAUCAGGACGAGGUGGAGUGCUUAAAUGAUCGUAUCGGCCAUUCUAUACCAUGCGAACCAGCCCUUGCGUCGGUUCAGGAGCUCGCCUCUUCCAACUACCCAAGCCGGCCGAGCCCUAUCUCGCACUGGUCGACGUCCACGAUUGGAGACGGCGACUUUGACUCGAGAAAAUCUGUUCGAUCUACACAACUGAUACCUAAAUCUUCCCACAAGACCAAGUUGCCGUCUCCCCCGCUGUCAACCCAUUCUACCCGAUCACCCUUGGUCGAUUCUCCUUCCGUUGCCAAGAAGCUCGGUCGACACCUCACCAACGGGCUCAAGUUCCGCCAAGAAUCGCCUCCCAGUCCACGCAUCAAGGGUCCCAUCGUCAUUGUGGGGGGUAGCCGGAUGUCGGACAGGCGCUACUCGGCGCUCAGCAAACGCAGCAACGGUUCGACCAGUGCUGCUCCUACGAUCAGGACUGCUACCGAUAAGAAUGUGACACUAGGAGCAUACUCCGAGAUGUUCGGUGGUCUGGACGAGGAAGACACCGCGGGCGAGAAUUUUAUUGGCGUCUCAUUGUCAUCGGGAACCCAGACCCCUAGCGACUCCUUCGAGCACUCCCCCAGACUGGAUCACGCGGUGACGAAGGGACCGCGAGCUUCGGCCCCAGCGUCUUACUACGGGUUCUCGGCACCUUCCAGCAGCAACGGGGACGACAACUCUCUUCGAGCUCCUCGCAUCAGCCAACCUCAUCUGCUCGAUUUCAGACACCGACAGAAUAACAGCGUCGUCUCCGCGGCUUCUAGAGCGAGUUCUCGUCGAUCGUUCCUAGACUCGCUCACCCGUCUCAUGGAGGACGCCGCCGAGCUUCUCGACGUCAGUGUUGACGACGAAGCUGAUGCCCCCCCUCUUCCUCCCAAAUGGGAGGGGAGCUCUCAGCGACCGUCCCUGCAAGUCAUCACCAAUGAGGUGAUCGGCAACUCCAGCUCUCGGGCAACGUCGCUGGGUCGAGCGAGAUCGUGCCCCUUCAGAGGCGCGGACCAUCGGCACCCACGUCGCCACUGAGCACUCGAUCCCUUCGCAUUGGUCUUGCCCGUCGACCAUCCAUGGUCUCGCAAACUUCUUUCCCAAGAUCCGUCUCCGGGGACGUAGUGGGCGAGCGACCGACGAGCCAGGUCUCGCAGUCAGCUAGCAGCGAGCUCGGAGUACCCGUCUGGCUGCCCAAAGAGCUCGACCUGGACGCAGAGAUCAGCUGGGGCCCUUACUCGAUGCAACCAGCGGAAGCACCUGUGGGGACCAUGUCGCCAAAUGGACAAGCGGCGCAACAGUUUCCAACGGUCGCUUCUAUAUCGGCCGCUUCGACCUCUCCUGCUCGAGCACCUUUCGUUCCUCGCUCUUUGCAAUUGAGUAAGAGUCGACCGCAGAGCCGAAAAUCGGUCCAGUCUAACGCAUCGACGCCGAGCAUGAGCUCUUCGUCGUCUUCGAUCAAAACGACCCCACAGGUCGUGCAUGAGAUCCAUUUUCCCACCCGCGACGUCGACGCCACCUUGGACAAUCCGAGCAAGACGUUGCAAUCGUUCGGUCAUACGAAAGACUACUCUGCGCUGCCACUCGCCGCCAGUGCGGUAGACUUCGAAUCGGCACCGCCGAUCGACAUUCUUGGGCCGAUGGAGCACGUCAUUGACAGUCCGACCAUCGUCACCCCUCCUGUUGUGCCUCUGUCGACCGCAGUGGCGAAUUUGAAGACACCGACGUUUGCGCACUUUUGCCUCAAGCCAGCUCAAGUGACGCAAGAAGCUGCUGCCCCUGACUCCCCCGCUCGACUGUCACCCAUGACGAUGUUACGCGAUGGUAGCGGCGUUUCUUCGACGCAUUCGACGCCUGAACAACGUCGACAGGGAUUCCUCUCCUUCCUUCACCUCGAGGCCUCCGCCGAAGAAGGCGCACAACAAUACCCAGUCCUCGUCAACCGAUUCGAUGGAGUCGACCAAGGAUCUUUUCGCCCUCGUUAUUAUUCCGCCGAGGCGUUGGCCAAGCCGAUGCAUGAUUUCGAGCGCGAGGAGUUUGAGCGAAGGGAGUCCGUCCCGAGGUGGACGAGGCCGAUGAUUGGGAAUGCGGCGUCGGGACAUGAUUUGAGAGCCCACCAAGCUGCUUGGGAUUCGCUGGCUAGUGGAGGAGCAGAAGCGGAUAAGAGUCGGAACACGCUGGAUGGCAAAUUGAGGUUGGGCAAGGGGAGUAAGCGAGGUUUCGAUCGAGGCGAGAUCAAGGGUUGGUUGCAGGAGCAGGCGCUUUGA
This is a messenger RNA of Microbotryum saponariae, 3037 nucleotides long. The record is from the annotation of a GenBank genome assembly. Lineage: Eukaryota; Fungi; Basidiomycota; Microbotryomycetes; Microbotryales; Microbotryaceae.